Molecule: messenger RNA, 2710 nt
Organism: Rhagoletis zephyria (snowberry fruit fly)
Lineage: Eukaryota; Metazoa; Arthropoda; Insecta; Diptera; Tephritidae
Gene: jub
Product: LIM domain-containing protein jub
Biological process (GO): response to hypoxia; cytoskeleton organization; regulation of DNA-templated transcription
Cellular component (GO): nucleus; adherens junction; transcription regulator complex
Molecular function (GO): transcription corepressor activity
Source: RefSeq, a predicted model, not a curated record
CUCGUAUCUAAUAGGGAGGCCGCUCUCAUUUUUAUCUUUUAUGUGCUCCAAAUUGGAGUAGCCUCUUUUUCACUUUUAGUGGCAACUCCAAGGAGGGAUUUCAUUUACUUCAUUCUUGUUCAUCAUAGGCUCCUGAAAAUUCCGGAAAUUCCUUUGUGUGUUUGAUCAUCCCUUUCUUAAACGUUUCAUUGUGCAUUUCGAAAACUCAUGAGCAAAGCAAUUGUAUAGAUUCGUUUAUGGUGCCGGUGUAAUCAAGAACUUCGACUCUAUAAAGACAUCGAAUUUGCGGAGUUUAAUCGAUGGCUAGUCAACGCCGCAAUGAAAACCUUAGCGAAGCAAUGCAACGCCUUCAAAUGGGCGAUGAGAAAAUUGGACUUAGUUCUCCGAAACAUCCCAUUGUAGCGAAUUACAUACGGCAACAUAUAGGUAAUACCCCUGCACAGCAGCAACAAACUGCCGAGGAGUAUAAGUUGUAUGAACGUACGAAUAUCAUUGCUUCUUCUAAGUAUGCCACACCCCGUGCGAUUGAACAGUUGUCCGGAGAUGCAAGCACAAGCAUUGUUCCACUUUCACAACCUGCAUCCAAUGGGAAUAUUGCAGGUGUGGGUAAUAGUCCACAUUAUGCUGGUCGUAAUAUAAUGUAUGAACAAAAAUCAUCGAAGCAUUCGCCUGUUUAUGAAAAUCUAGAAUUUUGUGGCGUCGGCGCAGCUGUCUCGCCUGCUCCAUACUUUGAUUCGGCACACAAGAGAGCACAACCCCAAAGCCCUACUGCGAAUCCUUCACGCGGUCAAUAUAUGGUGAUGCAUGCCAGUACCAAUAGUGGGCGAUUUGCCCAUACACCAGUACCAGAUCAUCAUACGGACAAUUCGCCAAUUUACGAAAAUAUUAUACCACAUUCUGGACAGCGUGCACAACCGCAGGCUUCGCCUGCAACUGCUACUAUUUAUCAACACGUCGAGAUAUCACCACAAAUUGGCGUUGUUGGUAGUGGUGGUGCCAUGCCGCUAGCACCGCAUCACAUUCGUGAAAACUCGGGUCUAGAUAUGACCGCGGUGUUAGCCUCACCAAUGCAUCGACGGAGCACCUCGAAUUCCUCACUGAAAACAGCAACGUCCAAUAGCACUGCGGCCGCUACUGGGGGUGGCAGCGGUUUAUCAUCGCCAACCCAGCGUUACCGCAAUCUAUCAUUACCCAGUAGUACUAACAACGUACAAAUAUCGCCAACUAAAUCAAUGGCAUCCAGUACAGCGAGCGGUAACGAUUACAAACUAUUGCAACACACUCCAAUUAAAAAUACACAUCACUUUCCCACACAUCAUCCGAUCAUCAACGUAUCGGUAAAUCCAAACUACAUUGAGGAAAUCAACAGUUCUGAUUACGUGUGCAUGACGGCUAAUUUGCAUCGCCAGCCAGCGAGAAGCCCAACUGGAGGCGUAGCAUCACUACGUUCAAAUACUACGGCGAUUGCUUUGAGCAGCAGUGGACACCGAAAAAUGUGCAAUGAAUCGCCUAUUUAUGUAGGCAGUAGUGGUGCAAUUGAGACAGAAAAGUCUGCCUCGUUAGCUGGUGCACGUAAAAUUUCGCCUAUGAGCGAACGUAAAUUCACGCAAUCACCACUGGCUAUACCUCAGCGCCCAAUAACAUCCGGUGGUGGGGUUGCAUCGUCCAUAUCACCGACGCCCUCUCAAAAUAGUACUGGCCUCUCAAAGAAUUUACUACCGUAUAGCGUGACACCGCCCCGUCCCAUCGGUCCUACUGAAGCCCAACGUAAAAUCGAAGAACUCACUCGCCAAUUAGAGGAAGAAAUCGAACAAAGCGAAGAACAGGGAGAGUAUUUUGGAAUUUGUCAUACGUGUGGCGAUAAGGUAAAAGGUGCUGGCCAGGCAUGUCAGGCCAUGGGAAAUUUAUAUCACACAAAUUGCUUUAUUUGUUGCUCGUGUGGACGUGCAUUGCGUGGCAAGGCGUUUUAUAAUGUUCACGGUCGCGUUUAUUGCGAGGAGGAUUACAUGUAUUCGGGUUUUCAGCAAACUGCGGAAAAAUGUGCAAUUUGUGGACAUUUGAUAAUGGAGAUGAUACUUCAAGCAAUGGGCAAAUCGUAUCACCCGGGAUGUUUCCGUUGCUGCAUUUGUAAUGAAUGUUUAGACGGUGUACCUUUUACGGUGGAUGUGGAUCAUAAAAUUUACUGCGUUAAUGAUUAUCACCGUAUGUUUGCACCGAAAUGUGCUAGCUGCGGCAAAGGUAUUACACCUGUAGAAGGCACCGAUGAAACGGUUCGGGUAGUGUCAAUGGAUAAAGAUUUCCAUGUCGAUUGCUACAUUUGCGAAGAGUGCGGCAUGCAGCUUACAGAUGAACCAGACAAACGCUGCUAUCCAUUAGACGGUCGCCUAUUAUGUCGCUCUUGUCACUUACAGCGUUUGGCUAUGCAGCAGUCUUCCCCACACGUUCGACAUCAGGAGCCAGUGUGCGCCUCAUAUCAGUAUAUGGGUUAAAGCCACGGAGCAGUUGAUAAGUCCAUAUAAUUAUAAAUGUAUGCAUUCCUACUAUUGUACGCGAGGUAAAAGAUAAACAAUUUAGUUUUUAAGGGAUAAGAUGUAACGCACAAUUUAUUUUGACGAUAAAGUAAACAGCAUUUAUAGUUUCUUUUAAUGCUUAAAAAAGUCACAUACGCGGGACUCAAGUGUGACUUAAAUAGUUGCUCGAAAUAAAAAAA